CGCCGGGGAGCCACCAUGGGCGCCGAGGAGGGGAGCGACCGCCACGGCCACGGCGGCCCGGCCCGAGCCCCGCCGCCUCCCUGACGGGGGAAGCCAGCGCGCGCGCGCGCCCGGGCCCCCGUCGACCACCAUGGCGGGCGAAGGGUGGGCCGCGCGCGUCACGCCCAGGGCCGCCCUGAGGGAAGGGCGGCGCCGGCCCCCCUCGCAAAAUGGCGGCGGCGGCGGCUGCGCCUCACUUCCGCGGGAAGCCCCGUGGGCGCCGGCCGGCUGGCGCCGCCCGCGGCGGGAAGUGAGGUUCUCCGACCUGCCGCCAGAGGUAUGCGGCGGCGGCGGCGGCGGAGACCCGUCCCCGCCGGGAACGCCAGCCCCGGCCGGAGAAGAGGAAGCGCGGGACGACAACGCCUCUUACCCACGGGCUCGUUGGCGGCGGCGACCUCGGGAAGCGGUGGCGAUGAAGACCAGGAGGUUUGCCCGGCUGCAGGAGCGGCGGCAGCGGCUGUCGCCGCCGACGACGAGGAGGCGAGCCUUGCAGGACUCGCAGUCCUCAGACGAGGAUGAACCAACUUCCCAGACUAUUAGGAGCCAUACAGUCUCAACAAGAUCUAUCAAGAGAACUCAAGGGGCAGCAGCAGUUGUUAGUGUGGGCUCUGAAAGUGUAGCUGAUUUGUGUCGACCACCUAUACGAAGUUCAGGAUCUGAAUACUCUUCAUUUGGGACAAAUGGAGAUACCAAAUUAAAUGAAACAGAAAAAAGAGAAAUGAAAAAAAGACAACGAAAAUUGGAAGCUGAAUAUGCUGGAGGUGUUAGAGUUCAGAAAGUUGACUUCUCUGAAGAAGGGGAAACUGGGGAGGAAGAAAACCAAGACAGUUCUGGAAGUGAGGGGACUUCUGCUAAACCCACAGAUGGGGAUUCUGCUUCACCAAGAGGUUUAGAUCCAGACUUCAGGCCACUCAGUAAAUUUCCAGACUCUUUCCGGAAGCCAGUACCAAACCAAGACUACAAACUUAACAAACAGUCUGAAACUUUCUGGGAACAAAGCCACGUUCCCCCAUCCACAACAAAACUUCAAGAAUGGUCUGAUCAGAAAACACAUUUACGGACCAGAUUACAAAUUUCCAAGAGUUUAAUGCAGGAACAUUUUUCAGAUGUAGAUGAUAGCCAUUACAAAUUAAAUGUUGGAAACAAGCUGACAGCACAUGUCAAGAAAGCAGAACCGACUGGACAGUCCAAGGAAAGAACCUCUGCUAAGAUAUGGCUUUGGGUUAUAGUAACAGCGGUGAUACUAGCGGCUUGCGUCCUAGGUCUCUGGUCCAGGUUUAUGCCCGACUCAUCACUGAGUGGAGAAAUCACGGCUGUGCAAAGAUUCCAGCUCCAGAUGAAACAACUUAUGAAUAAAUACCCAAGUCAGGAUGAAAAGUUGUGGAAGAGGAGUCAAAUAUUCCUUGAAAAACAUCUCAACAGCUCCCACCCUCGACUUCAGCCCGCCAUCUUGCUGCUCACUGCUGCCAGAGAUGCUGAAGAAGUGCUCAGGUGCCUGAGUGAGCGGAUUGCGGAUGCGUACUCUUCCUCCUUCAGCGUCAGCGCGAUCCGGAUCGACGGGGCUGGCAGAGCUGCCCAGAACAGCGAUGCCGUCAAGAUGGAGAUGGACUCCCAACUAAACGACGGGUUCAGAAAUGGCAAGAAGGCAGCUGUGGUGCAUCGGUUCGAGUCACUCCCUGCAGGCUCCACCCUGAUCUUCUACAAGUACUGCGACCACGAGAAUGCGGCCUUCAAGGAGGUGGCCCUGGUGCUGACGGUCCUGCUGGAGGAGGAGGAGACCCUGGGGACUAGCCCAGACCUAAAGGAGAUUGAGGAGAAAGUGAGGGAUUUCCUCAAGGUCAAGUUCACUAAAUCAGACACCCCCAACUCCUACAAUCGCAUGGACUCCGACAAACUGAGCGGGCUGUGGAGUCGCAUCUCCCACCUGGUGCUGCCGGUCCAGCCUGAAAAUGCUCUGAAGAGAGGGUCCUGUUUAUAAGACGCAGGAGGAAUGGCAAGCGAGAUUCGGGUUUGAAAACAUUUCACAUCCUCUGACCUGAGGCAAAAGUCAGUGCUUAUUGUGCACGAACUAUUUUUCUUUCUACAGAAAUGAAAGUUCUAGUUAAUGUAAGCACGGGACAUUCAUCCCCUAAAUCACUUACUCAUGGUCUGUGGGUGAGAGAAGAUCUUUCCUCUGUGAUUGCUUUCCAGAUUUGCGGUUAUUGCUGUCCAGAACCAGGUUGUUUUGGGAGCGUGAGUUGCGGGCGAAACAACCUUUUUGAAUUCUAGGGCAGAAUUAUUAUUGGUUUGACUGUGGUACUAGAAACAGACUUUUAAAAAUCCACAACAGAGUUAUUUUGGGAGUGUGGGUAUUGGACAAUACAGUCUUUUUGAAUUCUAAAGGAGAAUCAUUAUUGGUUUGCGUGUGAUAUUAGAAACAGACUUUUUUCCAUCAUCCUCCAACUUUCUAGUUUAGGUAUCUCUUCCAAGGCUUACUAAUUUGUAAAAUGGUGUGGAAGGAACACUCCCUUACCCCAAAUAUCUAAGCGUGUUUUAUCGCUUGCCCUUCCUGUCACAAUGUGAGUCUCAGUUCCCUGUCUACUUUUUUUAGUAUACCAGAAAUACGGAAACCUCCUAAUUUAAGGGAGUCAUGCACGAGGUAAGAUAUUCCAAUAAGCCAUUGACACCUAGAUGAGCUCUUAGUAUUUAGAAAGCCCAUGUUCCCUCCGUGAGUGAAAUGUUUGCUUAAGACAUUUAGUCUCAAAAAAUAUCUUUUCACAGAAAUAAUUUCUGAUCCCGCAUUAAGGUUUUGUAGAACACCCCUUGGCUGAUCAGUCUAAACAAACUUCCUUCUCCAUUCCCUACCUUCCCCAAAAGUUGGGUAAGACUGUGUCAGAUAUUAGGGCAAGUUCUAGGACUUCAAAUGUAAACAAAAGCAGAUUUUUGCAUAAGGAAACCCUUUGUUUACCUGGUGUUGUGGUUCUGAAAGAGAAAUUGACAUAUCUGUAAUCCUUUUCCUUCUAAAUCCUCUAAUGAAGCUUUGUGAAGUCAUUUAGAGAUUUGCUAUGCACAAGUUAAACUUCUUUCUGAGUGCCUCAUGCCAAAAAAGUAAAUUUUAUCGAAGUUGAAUUUAAGAAGUGUAUUAGUAUACUUAGAUGCAAAAUCCAAUAGAAAUAUAUAUAUUAUAUACAUAUACAGCACUUCUGUCUCUCAAGUCCUGUUUCUUAAUUCUUGUAAAUGGGAGCCAUGUAGAUUUUUCUGUGUUCAUAGAACUAGAAAGGUCCUUGUCCCUUUAGUAAAUGAAAUAGUUCUUGCCAAAGUACCAGAAAUAGCUUCAUCUUUUUAUCUGAUGUUCUUCUAAUAGUGGAGAAUAGUUUGGUUCCUCCAUGUUGAAACAACCCAUAUCCAUAAAUGAUCCUCCCCAAUUAAACAUGUUUUCCAGGAUUAAAAGUCAAGAUCAUUAAAUCAUUUUACGCAGAUGACCAAAACAGCUGAAUGAUAAAACUGCUUUUAUUUUAUACUUACGAAACAUUGGGUGGAGAAGUAAAUAUGUCUAUAGUAAAUAUUUCACUGACCAAACAGUUUUUAAGUGAUUAAUAUGCUAAUUACUGUACCUUUUGGAAACAAGUGAGCGAGCAAUUUGUAAAUUACUUAAAAGUAUUUUAGUAAUUUAAAUAAAAUUUACUUUCCUGGAUUUUUA
Molecule: messenger RNA, 3718 nt
Organism: Tachyglossus aculeatus (Australian echidna)
Lineage: Eukaryota; Metazoa; Chordata; Mammalia; Monotremata; Tachyglossidae
Gene: TOR1AIP1
Product: torsin 1A interacting protein 1
Exons: 13
Coding region: 131-2017 (628 amino acids)
Biological process (GO): nuclear membrane organization
Cellular component (GO): nuclear membrane
Molecular function (GO): ATPase activator activity
Source: RefSeq, a predicted model, not a curated record